AGUAUUAAGCUUGUGUGGAUGACUCGAGGUGAACACAUCAAAGUGCACCACCAGUCCAUCUCCACCUUGGUUCACACUGAAUUUUAAAAUGCUUUUGUGGUGGAUAUAUCGGUGUCGAUUUACAGUGGUGGUAAGCCUUGAUGGCCUAUGAACUUAAUAAAUACAUCGAUUUCCUGUUUUACCAGUUGGUGUUGAUCCUCUCUUUGGCCAGAACUGUCUGAAGAGAGAUAGCUUAGGACUACUUAUUAUACACAUGAAGAAAAUUCAAGCAAGCCAGAUGUUUCCGUGGGUUUGGUAUCCAAAUGUAGACAAGGGAAAUAGCCAAUGGUCAAGCGUUAAUGGCCGAAGUGUACAGCUAUCUGCGACACCACUCCAACAAAUCUCCGACAUUGAGUUUCACCAACUUCAGAAGAUUUCACUUCAGAAACUUCAAGCAAUAGAUAUUGGACAUGUUGUCAUUCCCAAAGAUCCAGCACUCAAAAGGCCAAAGAAAGGGGGCAGUAUUUUGCGAAGCAGACAGAAGAACACAAAUUUAAUUGAUACGUUGAAACUUAAAGAAGCCAGCAAAGAUGGGAAAGAUGCUCUUUCCGGAUUAAUGUUUGGGAUCCCAUUAGAAAAAUGUAUUUCGCACGAUGAACAAUUGCGAAAAUACCGAUCUUCACGUAUGAGAGAACGACGUGAGAGCUUGGACCUCGCACACUCUAACGCAGUCAGACCAAAACCUCGUCAGCUAAAGAAUGCUCCAAAGGGUGUAAACUUCACUCCUAAUGCCGACAAAACAUCGCUUUUGGAUGCACUGUCAUUAUCAACAGCUGGCAGCGUUACUCAUAGACGGGAGCGACGCAAGAGCCUCAAUCCACGUGAACCGCAGGUUCCGCAAGUUGUUAUGAGCUGUAUCAGACAUCUGGAGAAGUAUGCAAUGAGGACGGUUGGGAUAUUCCGAGUCGGGGGAUCCAAGAAGCGGACCAGACAGCUUAGAGAAGCAUAUGAUAGUGGAACAGAAAUUUGGCUGAACGAAACGCAUUCAGUGCAUGAUGUUGGCGCCCUCUUGAAAGAGUUCUUUCGUGAUAUACCCGAACCUCUUCUGACUCGAGACCUUUACACAGUAUUUGUUGCUGCUGGACGAGUCAGUGACCAGGAAAAACAGCUACAAAUCUUACAAUGGUUGGUUUAUUUACUUCCAACCGCUAAUCGAGACACAUUAUUCGCCCUCUUGAAGUUCCUACGGAAGGUUGCUGACAAUGCUGAGGAUAUAAUCAAUGAAAAUGGAGAAGAGGUUAUUGGUAAUAAGAUGGACGUCCAGAAUCUUGGUACCCUAUUUGGCCCGAAUAUUCUACGGAAAACAAAAGCUGGUCAGGAACUGCACGGCGAAGCGAUGGAACAGAGGGAAGAGAGUCGUGAAGUAAUCGCAACGGUCAGCCUCCUGGUUGAUCAUCAUGAAGACAUAUUCAUGGUUCCUGCCAGUCUAUUAGAUGAAGUUUUGAAUCACAUUCUAGAGACAGAACCAGACGCAUUGGACUACCUUCUGAAUCGCAAAGCUUCUUGCAUCACUUCUAAGGAAUCUACAGACCUCGAAUCUACUAGCACCGGUAGUCUGAACGAAGAUAACGAACUGUCUACGUCGUUAGCAUCAUCAACUGAACUCGAUCCUUUUCAAACAAGGUUUCCCUCACAAGGACGAUCAUCAUCAAAUAAUUUAACAAGUAAAAUUGUUGAAGAUCCUGAGGAGUUGUCAUACGCUGGUCCGUAUCCAAUCUUCAAAUCGUCUGACAACGCCAAUCAUUGUUCAAAGUGCCACGAUGACCAGCAGAGUUCACUUGCAGGCAGUGAACGAAAAUUUAAAGUUUCUCCUCAGCUUAAUACCCGCGGAUUGAAUCGGGGUUGCUCUUCCCCCGAACUUGGAAUGCGAAAUCAUAAUAAUAAUGUUUUUGUAGAAUCAUUGAUUACUCGGGACCGUCAAAACUCGGUGACAUUAUCACCUCGGACUUCACGUAGAAUUAAGUACGCAGAAAUUCAAUCUGGUAAUAGCGGCUGCCCUAAUAUGCAGACGUCUCCUGCACAGAGAUCUCCAAGUAUGCAGAGAAGAUACGUUGGUAACAUAGCACAAACGGUUCAGAAUGAUCAGUUUCUUGUACCGUCUCGUAAAACGGCCGUCGGAUCAAAGGAUCAUAGUCCGGGUUGCCAGAUGAAAAGCCCAAAACUAGUACGUAGGUCUGCCACGGCGGCAUUUGCCGAACAGAAACAGAAAGACGAGAACACUAACUCACCCGUAUGGGUGCCAAAAAAAAGAACUGUAGAAUCCUUACCAGAGGACAAUAGACAAACAGAGCACCCUGUUAAUAACACGCCAAGCCUAAGUAGCUACGCAAGCGUUGAUUCCGAGAUUUGGUUCACGCCGCCUAUAUCACCACUUGAUCUUACAAAGCAAAGAGAUAAUACGAUUAGAAACGAUCGACUUAGUUCUGGAAGCUAUUCUCCCAUUGAAUUUGAUACAGAUGAAGAGAAAAUUAAGAAAAAGAAAGAAGAGAUACAGUGGAAACAGUGGGAAAAGAUGGCAGCGGAAAACAGGGGAGAUUUACUUGGACAAGAAACUUUGGUUUAAGUGGGAGACAAUUUUAGAUAAUUAUAGUAUAUUAAAUAAUAAUUAUUAACUAAAUUAAGUAAAUUUAUAUUCCAUGAUGAGCAAUGGUUUUAUUUCUGUAAUGAAAUAAAUUUAAAAAUAACAGUAGUUCCGUAAAGAAUUUUAAACAUGUUAAUAGUUGCGCAAUUUUGUAUUUUACUUGUACGGUAGAUAUAAGCAGGGUCAAUUUUAUAACCUCAGUUGUUCUACCAGUCUGGAGACAUUUCAUUAAGAUCCGAAACCCAAGUCUUUCUCGAUAAUUUUUAGCCAGAUUGUGUGGGGUGUGUUUUUGCCAUCAAAUUUCAAAACUGUACAGAUCAGGUGAGGGGAAUAUACCAACAAUGUUACAAUGAAAAAAAAUAGUCUUCAAAAUGUAAAUAACUCAAUAUUAAUUAAACAUAAGAAUUUGGAAAUAGCGAAAACAGUGGCGAUGCUAGUGAAGGAGAGGUCCAUGAGGCACAGGACUCACCGCCGGGGAACCGUAGACCCCCUAGGCAGGGAAAAAAUGUCAGUUUAUUUUGUUGGGAACACUGCUUUGAAAAAGCAUUUUUACAGUCACAGAGUCCUGCAACUUCGGGGCAUAUAGAAGUGCCUAUUCUUAAAAUUUGCUCAAACCAUCGUAGAAUUGAGGUAGUUGUGGUCACCUACUGUAUAAUUGUACAUUAGAUAGGUUCAGAAAUUUUGAGCCCUUGUAAGGAAACUUAGAGCCCCUAUUGGAGAAUCUCUGGCACCCCCACUGAUUGAUGGCUUUGCGAGUUGAAAACAACUCUGAUUAUAAUCUGUUUAUUUAAACAUAGAAUAAAAAUUACAAACCAUAUAACGAAGCAAAUGAGAUUAGAAUGAAAUUAGAGGACAAGUCUAAUUAAACGAAUUUAAAUAUAUUGUAAUGUAACGAUAGAAAACUCGGAUAUUAUAUAAUAUUUAUUAUAUUGUACAUAUGUAUCAACAUGAAGUUGAACUGUUUCAUUUUUUCAUGGCUGCGUGCAUAAUAAAUUGCAAUUAUUUUAGAA
This is a messenger RNA of Anneissia japonica, 3630 nucleotides long. RefSeq names its product rho GTPase-activating protein 6-like. Gene Ontology annotation, biological process: signal transduction. NCBI's taxonomy places the organism in Eukaryota, Metazoa, Echinodermata, Crinoidea, Comatulida, Comatulidae. The transcript has 9 exons. The coding region runs from base 254 to 2602 and encodes 782 amino acids. The record is from RefSeq and is a predicted model, not a curated record.